Cottoperca gobio is the source of this 3372-nucleotide messenger RNA. Its product is annotated as neuroepithelial cell-transforming gene 1 protein-like. NCBI's taxonomy places the organism in Eukaryota, Metazoa, Chordata, Actinopteri, Perciformes, Bovichtidae. Gene Ontology annotation, molecular function: guanyl-nucleotide exchange factor activity. Gene Ontology annotation, biological process: positive regulation of Rho protein signal transduction; intracellular signal transduction. The record is from RefSeq and is a predicted model, not a curated record. The transcript has 12 exons. The coding region runs from base 156 to 1883 and encodes 575 amino acids.
CAUAUUCAAACUUCCGCCGUGGUGCGUUCUGUUGUCAUCGAUCCUCCUCUUUCUUUGUACACAUCGGGUCAGUUUUCAUACGUCUGGACUUUUUGUUUGCUUUAGCCAUAAAUACGUCUCGGUAUUACUGAUCUCACAACGAAGCCUUCUGCGAAAUGGAAGAAAAUGAAGAAGUUUGUGUAAGGUCGGUGAGAAACAAAAAACCGAAACUACGCAGGAUGUCAUCGAGGACGUCAACUACAUCAGUUAUCAGCGCCGCGUCUCCACAAAUACUGCGGAGAAACAACUCCAAGAAACCUCCACUGCAGAGAGGCAGCUCCUUCACCUUUCUCACUCCUGGGACUCCGUGGGACUUCAGUCUAAAGAGAAAGCGCAAAGAGAAGGAUGAUGACACAGUCAGUCUGUCCAGCUUCGACCUCAAGGAACCCACUAACAAGCGUGUCCGACCUCUGACCAAAGUUUCUUCCCUCGUCAACUUGAUAUCUCCAUCAAAGAAUGGAGCCGUGCGGCGCUUUGGACAGACCAUCCAGUCAAUGUCAUUGCGUGGUGACAGCAAGUCACCAGGGAUGUCCCUCAGAGCUGGCAGCAAGGCAGCAGGUCCCACUCCCACUAAACGCAGAAGCAGCAUGUUGUGGUCGGAGACGCUGGACGUCCAUCAGAAGAGCACUUUCUCCACCAAAGAGAUCAAGAGACAAGAGGCUAUUCAUGAGCUUUACAGGGGAGAGCAGGAUCUCAUAGAAGAUCUCCAACUUGCACGAAAGGCAUACCAUGAUCCGAUGCUAAAACUCUCCAUCAUGACGGAAGAAGAACUAGCUCACAUAUUUGGGGACCUGGAUGCAUACAUCCCCUUACAUGAGGAUUUAUUGAUGAAACUGACGGAGGGAACUGGCUCCGAUGGAACCGUAGCUCAGAUUGGACAGAUAGUUAUAGACUGGCUGCCUGGUCUGAACGCUUACAAAGUAUACUGCAGCAACCAGCUCGCAGCCAAAGCCCUGCUAGACCAGAAAAAGCAGGACAGGCGGGUCCAGGACUUCCUGCAGCGCUGCCUGGAGUCCCCCUUCAGCAGGAAGCUUGACCUCUGGAGCUUCCUAGACAUCCCACGUUCACGCCUGGUGAAAUACCCGCUGCUGCUGCGAGAGAUCCUCAGACACACUCCUCCUGAUCACCUGGACGUAGCCAGUCUGGAGAGAGCUAUCACUAUAAUCCAGGAGAUUCUGUCUGAUAUCAACGUGAGAAAAGGGGAGUCUGAGUGCCAGUACUAUAUAGACAAACUGGAGUAUCUGGAUGAUAAGCAGCGGGACCCUCUCAUAGAUAACUGCAAGACUCUACUUUGUCAUGGCGAGCUGCGGAACAAGAGUGGCUCUAGGCUGCAUGUGUUCCUCUUCUCUGAGCUCAUGAUUAUGACCCGACCGGUGACCCGGAACGACAGGAGCUGCUUCCAGGUGUAUCGACAGCCCAUCCCAGUGCAGGACUUGGCUCUAGAGGACCUGCUGGAUGGAGAGAUCCGCAUGGGGGGGUCCUUCAGAGGGGCUUUCACCAAUGGAGAGAAAACUAAGAACGUUUUCCGUGUGAGCUCUCUGGAUCCCUCCCAUGGCCAGUCCCACACCCUGCAUGUCAAUGAUGUCUACCACAAACAGCAGUGGCUCAACUGUCUGCGUACUGCGAUGGCCCAACAACAGGGGCCUGCACCCAGAGUUCAGCCGGGAGAAGCUGUCAGAGCCAAGCGUCGCUCCUCCACUGUCUCAGCCACCAUGUCUGACGAGGAGACAGACGAGAACUGUCCGCCUGUCUCUGGCCCCAAACUCAGGCCUCAGACACUCUCCAAAGCCCGACUAGACCAGAAGUUACAAGGCUCGCUAAAGAGGAAGGAGACUGGAGUGUAGACAUUUAACCCGACUCAAGGGUUCCUUUCGGACAGAUGUGCGCACCAUGAGUCCUGUUUUGUCACAUGUCUGUCUGUGAAUUUCAUGCAACCACCAUUGUUAUUCUUUUGCUUUGUCCUUGUCUGUAGCUGCACUGAAAAAGGCCUUUUCAAUAGUGUCCGUCCAAAUGUAUUGUCAAAUUUCAGUUUUUAAAAAGUGUAAUUAGUUUACAAAAAAAAGUGAAAUGUGUCUGUAAUGUGUGUUUACACGAGCUAAAUGUGUGUGGAAUUGUUAUGUGUUGACCUACCUAUGUUUAAACAACUUUAUACCACUUGUAGCUGAAAUUCAUUCCAGUUACUGACAUUUUUAAACUUUCUGUUUUUAUUUGCUGCAAUCAAAAUGUCAAUGGAUUUAUAUUUUAGGCCAUAUGUGUGCAGUUGUCAGUUAUUAUAAGUGGUAUCUGUGUUAAGGAAUCAAGAAACUGAGAAACUGUGAUGUCUUCAGCAAUCUGUGCAGCAAGCCGACCAGUCUAAAAAUGUUUGAGGUUAGUUAUGAGAUAAUGAGCAGAAAUUAAGGAGGAACACUGACCAUGAAUAAGAAAUUAAAAACAUUUCUUGAAAGGAAGAAAUUUAAUGAAUUUAGACAAGUUGUUAAAUAGAAAAGGAUACAACAUUUUGUACUUUUAAAAGAGUCUUGGAUAUGAGUGAGAUUGUAUGUUACAACACACCAACAUCCUCUUGGUUGUACUUUGACCGCCUCUGUCACUUCCUUUCACUGUUGACAUAGCUGUUCAGUGUUGCAACAUUUGUCAGGCAAAAUGGGGGGGGGGGGAAAGGAAAACUCUGAAGUGUGCUCCUUUCCACUGUGUUGAAAUCCUACAUCUGCUUAUUGUAGUUUUGUUCAUUUCUAAGUUUAGAAUGCUAGAGUUGUAAAGGCCGUUAGAAAUAAUGUCUUGAAACAUUAAAAACCCAUUAAAAGUCAAAAAUAACUUUUACCUAUUUGCAGUUCGGGAGCACGUUUGACUCCCAUUUACUACCUUCACACUGUAGUUCUUAUCAAAUGCUGAUGACUGCUUGGGGAGACUUGUUCGUAAAUGAUCUGCCCUCUAAACAAGCUUCUUUUUGGCCUGAUAGACUUUGAAUACUGACAAAGCAUUAACAGUGCAGUGUUUAUGUAUUUGCAAAGCUAUCUGAUCUGUGUCUCGUACUAUGCCAUGUUGGGUCCUUGAAUGUGAUGUUUAAGAAGGUGUGGGAACCCUGUUUGCAUGCAAGUAAACUAUAGCUGACUAUCUCUUGCAAUGCUUUGGUUUGUACUUGUGGUAAAGCCAAUGAUUAUCAACAUUUUGAGAGAUGUCAAGAGUGACACGCUAGAUCUUCAGAUAAGAAAAGGAGAUGUACUUUGUCAUGCUUGACUUUAUCAGACUUAUUUAUGCAGAAUUGUAAUGUUUAAAAUUCAAACAGGCAACAUCACUGCAGAGUUUCAUAUGGAAAUAAAAGUGCUCAAAAAGGAA